This is a messenger RNA of Dimorphilus gyrociliatus, 5211 nucleotides long. The record is from the annotation of a GenBank genome assembly. Lineage: Eukaryota; Metazoa; Annelida; Polychaeta; Dinophilidae.
GUCUUCCGGAAAAAAAAAUAGCAGACGACGUUGCGGACGAGAGUUCGUAUUGCGAAAACAAAAUAUGCUAAAUAUCAAAAACGUAACAAACAGAAUGCGUGCGUGCCAUUUUUCAAUAAUUAAACGGUUCGUUACUUCAAGGACUUUUAGCUAUAUACAAGGUCAAUACUUUGAGGGAAGAAUACGAGAAUACUUUUAUUAUAUUGAUCACCAAGGCCAGGUUAAUAUUUAUUAGGAUAUGCCGAAAAAUUCUAAGAAAAAUAAUUCUUUAAAAUACUAUUUAUAAAUUUCACGCAGCUAUUCCUUGAUGAUGCAAAAAUGAAAAAUUUUACAUCUUGCUUUAAAGAUGCAAAGUUUUUGAAAUUUUUUUUCGAACGUCUAAAACCGAAUGACACCGGUAGAUUCGAACAAGAAUUUCCUUUUAUCUCGCCUUGUGGACGUGAAAGGAAUUACAUUAGGUGUGAUGACUGUCCAAUUGUAUUUACUCACGUAAUAAAAGGAGAAAAUUCUGAUCUUCUAUCGUACGGUUCUACCCUUCACGAUUCACUUAGUAUUAACUUUGAACCAGAAAAAGUAUGCAUGUUGCCAUCUACUGGCAGAAUAUAUCACCCUGCCCCAAAGAAUGGAGGAGGAGUAGGGCUACUUCGUUCAGCGCUGGCAAUAGAAUGGAGAGACUAUAAGGAAUUUGUGAUUCCUGAAGAAGUUGUGAAAGGUGAACAACUUGAUGUAGAUAUUCCUAUGAGAGGUAUAAGGAAUACGUUACACCUUACAAAAUCUAAAAAUAUUCACGCUAAUCCUGUUGUUACAUUUUUGGAUGAUUAUAAAUUAAAGAUUCCUCAAAAUAAAGAUAUUUUCUUUUAUCGAGAUGUCUCAACAAGCUCAAGUAUAUCCAUGAAGUUAAAAAAGUAUGGAUCAUUAACUGCCCGAGAAUUCAAAGGUUCAUUUGUAUAUAAAAACGAACGUUAUAAUAUGAGACCAAUUCAACCUUCUGAUACUCCCCCGCAAAAUCUAACGUCACUUCUUGAGAGGUUAAACUCAGGUAAAAUUGUUCGAAGACGUCGGAGGAAAAGAAGUGCAAUUCUAGCUGUUAUGCAUGUCAUUUCAAAGCCCAUUCACCUUCCUCGCACACCUGGCAGCAGUGUUCCAAAUCCAUUUAUUCCGGAUAGUGUUAGUACUUCGGAUUUAACUGGACAUAUUAUCGGAGAGUAUUCUUUUAGCUACAGAUCUAAAUCUAGUGGAACAGAAAAACCAGCUACAUAUCCCGAUUACAAUAUAGAAUUAAUGCUCCUACUCGAUCAUACUGUCUGGGAUGCAGCCGUCCAAUUUGCUGAUAGAGAUGAACAGAGAGCUGUCGCUAAUCUGAAAUAUGACUACGCCCACAUUGUAAACACUGUGGAUACUGUUUACAACUCUAUAUCACCAAACAAUGAUUCUUUCGCUAUAAGCGUUUGGUUAGCGGAAAUACGAAUAGCUCGACGCUUGACCGAUUUAAGAGAUACUGUUUACUCAGAUGACAGCUUUAUUAAAUUUGACUUUAUUGAUAGAAAAACACAAGUUAAUGCUCAAAAAGUUUUAAGGGGACUUCAGUAUUAUAGACGCGAUAACGGUUUAACUCACGCGUAUCCUGAUCAUUUACAAUUUAUAACUAGAUAUGAUUUAGUUGGUGCUAAAGAUGGCACUUUUAAGCCUAGUCUUAUUGGAAUAGCUAUAAACCGAGGAGUUUGUACGAGUUUCCUUUCGAAUUCUGCAGUUGAAGAAUUAGGAGUAUAUACUUGGUUCGUCUCUGCUCAUGAAAUGGGACAUAGUCUUGGGGCUUUUCACGAUGGAUUGGAUAACUCGUGUUCGUCUAAUGACAAAUAUCUCAUGACACCACUUGUCGGAGAAAGACUUGAGGUUUCUCAACUUGCUAACGCUUUCUCUCUUAGUUCUUGCUCGAAAGAGGAAAUCCAUCGUUUAGCCACUGGAACAACAGAUGGCUAUCCUCGCACUUGUCUUUACAAUCGACCUUGCCAACAUGGUCAAGAAAUUCCAGACAUCAACGGGAAGCCACCUCUUGGAAUAAAAUAUGAUUUAAAUCUUCAGUGUCGAAUCACAGUUGACGUUGAUUCUCGAUUCUGUGAGUCAGGGCAAGGAGAUAAAAACAUUUGUCAUGUUCUCAGAUGCUACAAAGAUAAUCUCAAAAGCUGCGUACCUUACAGUCCAGGUGCUUUCCCUGGCACCACCUGCGGAUUAAAUCAUUGGUGUUCUGGAGGAAAAUGCGUGGAGAGGACAGUAUCUACACCAAAACCGAAGGAUUGUGUUAGGGUUGAGGUUCCAACUAAUUUACCUGACGGCUGUGAAGAUGAUCCUACUUUUAAAAAAUCCGUUGAAAUUGAAAAAGGACACAUCCUGGGACCAUUCGAACUACCUUUCAAAACCGAGGAAUCAACAACACAAUCAGAAACCACAACUGUGUCACCCUCUCUUUCACCCUUCAGUACAACAGUCGAUGUAACAACUGCGAAAAAAACAACUUCAAAGGUUGGGACUACUACAAAAAUUGAAACUACUACAAAAGAAACUGAAUCAACAACAAUUGAAUCUACGACAAAAGAAAUUACUUCUACAGAUCAAAAGUCGACCACUGCACAAACAAGUUCAAUAACUACGACGGAAACGAAAAUCGCUAGUACAAUGACAUUUCCUUCUACAACAGAAAGCAAAAGAACUACAGAGAAAACCACCCAAAAUGAAAUUACCAAAACAACGCAAGGGCAAUCAACUGCAACAACCAAAAAAAGUACAACUACUAAAUUAGAUUUGACAUCUAAAAAAGAAAUGACCACUUUAAUAAUGACAACCCAAGGAGCUACGAAACUUACAGACAAUCCAAAUUGUAAAGACAAUCGUAACGACUGUAUUUAUUAUGCGAGAGGCGGUUACUGCCAAUUACGACCAAAUGUAAUGAAAUUGGAAUGCCCUAAAACAUGUAAUCUGUGCGACAGUACACCUAGAACAACCCCAUCAACGACAUGUGUUGAUUUCAGAGAGGAUUGUCGCUAUUUCGAAAAUCGCGGAUAUUGUCAGACUCAUGUCGACAUUAUGGCAACAACUUGUCCGUCUACAUGCAACUUAUGUGAUACUGGUCCUGACGCUUGUCGCAACGAUCCUUGCAAAAAUGGCGGUGAUUGUAUAAGGAGUGGUGAUGGAUUUUCCUGCGUUUGUAAACAAGGUUAUAAAGGAUAUCUUUGCGAAGAAGUCGAUGUUUGUCAUAUCAAUCCGUGCCUAAAUGGAGGAACUUGCGAACAAAUCGGAAACAUUUUUAACUGUAUCUGCCUACCGUCUUUUACCGGCAUUAAUUGCUUAACAAAUAUAUGCUUAGAUACAUGCGUUAAUGGACAGUGCACAGAAGUCAGUGAAGGAACUUAUGACUGUGAAUGUUUAUCGGGAUAUACAGGACCAACUUGUUCCGAGAAAGUUCAAGAUUCAUGUAAUCCUAACCCGUGUAAAAUAGGAGCGAAAUGUUUAAACAAGGGAGAAGAUUUCGAGUGUGUUUGUCCACAUGGAUACACUGGCAAAAUUUGCAAUGAAACUGUCGAUCCGUGUUUGUUAUUUGAAGGCUGUAAAAAUUCUGGUGUUUGCAAAAAAAUCGAUGAUCAAACUGUUACGUGUAUUUGCCCUGCAGGUUAUACAGGUCCGUAUUGUGAGUUAGGAAAUGGUACAGGUGUUUGCUCUCCUAAUCCUUGUGCAAAUAACGGUGACUGUCAGUUUGAUUCCGUAUCAAAAAGUUAUAAAUGUACCUGCAAAAGUGGAUUUGAAGGAGAAAAGUGUGAAAAUAGAAACCUAUGUUUCUAUUUUAACCCUUGCAAGAAUGAUGCACUUUGCCUACCAGUCACACAAUCGUCAAUUCGUUGUGUUUGCCAAGCAGGAUAUGCCGGCUCAAUUUGUGAUCUUAUGUUAAAUCCUUGUUCGGGUACUAGUUGCAUGAAUGGUGGAACAUGCCAGGCUCUUAACGGCACGUCUUAUUCCUGCCAGUGCCCAAAGGGCUACACCGGCAGCCGUUGUGAAGUGUCACCACUCACUGAAACCGCUACUAAAUCUAUCACCCAAUCGAUUACUUCACCAACUACGGAAAGUAAUUCUACAACACAAGUGGUGUUAAACACAAAAAUUAGCACACAAGAUGUCACAACACGAGAGACCACUGCUCAAAAGGUUACAACUCAAGAAAUCACAACACCAGAGGUUACAACAGAUAACAAAGUGCAAACUAAACAAGAAGACACAACUUUCUUUGAAUUAACAACCUUAAAACCAACUAAUAAUUUCGAUAUCACGAGCACACCCUCAAUAACAUCUCCUAAAACGGUUAUCUCGAACUGCAAAGAUGUAAGACGUGAUUGUGAUUGGUUUAAAGGUGCAGGUUUUUGCACACCACCUAAUUUUAGGGAAUUUAUGAAGAGGCUAUGCUCAAAAACGUGCCUCUUGUGUGAAGAACUGAAUCCCUGUAGCAUAAAUCCCUGUAUUAAUGACGGACAAUGUCAAGUAGACGGAAGCGAUUUUAAUUGCACCUGCACGGAAAAUUACUAUGGAGAUCGGUGCGAACUAAUUAAGGCUUGCAGAACUAAUCCUUGUUUGAAUGGAGGAUAUUGCGGUCUAGAUGAGAAUAAUAAGGUUAAAUGUAAUUGUAAGAAAGGUUACUCAGGAAAAAAUUGCGAAAACUAUGCCUGCUCGUCUAAUCCUUGCCAUCAUUCCGGUUCGUGUAGCGUAGACGAUAAUGGAAAUGCCAUCUGCUCCUGCAAUUCGGAUUACAUUGGAGCAUUAUGCGAGAUUGGUCCAUGUCCUAAAUGUAGAAACGGUGGACUUUGCGUCGUAAAUGAGCAAAAACAAGCUAGUUGCAGUUGCCGUUAUCCUUUUACAGGCAAACUAUGCCAAUUAGAUUUAUCCGCUUGUUUUAAUAGUCCUUGUGGUCCUAAUGGUAUAUGCGAGCUGAUUCCUGAAGGAAGCUUCCGUUGCUCAUGUAAAAACUUUUGGACAGGACCUCGAUGUGAAACUAGAUUGGAUGUAGUCACCAGCUCAUGCAUGGAUUUAUAUCCUGAGGAAACCUGUAUCUUCUAUAGAGACACACCAGGUUAUCAUUUAUGCAAUUUCGAUGAUCCAAGGAUAAAGAAUCGCCCGGACAUUAUUAAAACAAUGAAAGAUAAUUGUGCUAAAACAUGCGAUCUAUGCUAA